Molecule: messenger RNA, 1290 nt
Organism: Cladocopium goreaui
Lineage: Eukaryota; Dinophyceae; Suessiales; Symbiodiniaceae
Source: the annotation of a GenBank genome assembly
AUGCGGGUGAACCAGUGUCUUUUUCGACCAGCAAUUCGGUGUGCCAAACCAGAAUGCAAUGUUCGCUGUGGUGAACAGAACUUCCAAGCCUUGAAGCCCAUUGCCCAGCGUUUGCGUCUGCCCAAUGGCCAUGUUGGUCAGGUCAUGGUACCACAUUUGACCAGGGAGAAAGCGAAGAAUGCUUUGGAGGAAGAAACCAAGGACAAACCGCUUGUUGUGAUGGACAGCCUGCCCUAUGGGGGUGACAACAGUGAAGCCUUACCUGUUUCCGAAGAAGAGAUGAACCUAGUGGCCCGAAGCUUUGAUGCUGAAGAGCCCUGCAUCCCAUCCCCUCCACCGGUAGUUCUUCGCCGCAGUCAGUUUGCUCUGAAAGAGAAGAUUGAGGAUGAUGAAGGUGGUGAUGGGAGCACAGGAGAGGCAAAGGCUGAGGCAAAGGCAAAAGGGAAACCAUGUGGUAAGGCUAAGGCGAAGGCUAAGGGAAGGCCGAAAGGGAAAGCAAAGGUGCAAGCCAAGAAAGGUAACAAGCCAAAGGAUAAUCCCAUCCAGGAGGAGGAAGAGGAAGUAGAAAAGGAAAACGAUGCAAUUGCAGAGCCAAGUGACAACACCACCCCUGGGGUUCCCAAGGAUUCCGAGGAAAAGCCUGUUCCAAAGGAUGAUGAUGUAGCAAAGGAAGAUUGCCCCAAGGAUGGUGACGAUGUUGAGGAUAGCAAGCCUACAGACCCGAACCAAAAGCAAGAUGCAGCUUUGACACCCCGAGAGCCAGCUCCUGCUGAAACAACAGCAAAGCCAAAGGCAAACGCAACGAAGAAACGCAAAGCAAAGGAGGUGGGGGAGGCACAGCAAGAUCACUCAGCAGGCAAUGAGCCCACCAAGCCAGUUCAAAAAAGGAGGACAGCCAAAGGAGAUGAGGGAAAGGAUGGCAAGCCAGCUCCAGCCGGUCCAGCCAAGGGUGAAAUUGGGAAGGAAGCCAAAAAAAGAGCUGCAGGUCAGGUGAAGGCAGAGGGCAAGGAAGAGGCAAACAAGGUUAAGAAGAAAAGGGUGCGAAGUGAUGAGCCUGCCACCUUUGCGAGGAGGGUUGUUCCCACUACCCCGUUUGGAAAGGACAAGUGGUACUCCCUUCGAAGUGCCUUCCAUGACCUGAUCCGUCCCACCGUGAAGCACUAUUCGACGCAUGAGGACAAGUUUUGGAAGUUCGCCACCAAUGCUUGGAAAAGUAAAGAGGUGACUGGGGAGAACAUCAAUGAGCUUGCUAAGGAAGCAGCCAACCAGUAUCUGGCAAGUUUGCCCUAG